Messenger RNA from Lagopus muta (rock ptarmigan), 7168 nucleotides. RefSeq names its product protocadherin beta-15-like. Gene Ontology annotation, biological process: homophilic cell-cell adhesion. Gene Ontology annotation, cellular component: plasma membrane. Gene Ontology annotation, molecular function: calcium ion binding. Lineage: Eukaryota; Metazoa; Chordata; Aves; Galliformes; Phasianidae. The record is from RefSeq and is a predicted model, not a curated record.
UUCGCAGUGGAGACACAGGAAGUUCUACCAAGAUGUCAAACGCGGUGGUUAUUUAACAGAGCGCCUUUCGGAUCGAAUUUGGAGGAGGAGAAGAGAUUCGAACCUCCAAUUCCUUCAGCAUCGGCAGCGCCGGUGGGAAGCAAUUCGGCGUCGCGCCGCUGGGUGGGGAUGUUGUCCACGGAGCGGCAGGUCCCUGUGGCCGCAGCGCGCUUUCAGGCGCAGGCGCGCAGAAGAGCCGUGCGAGCCGCUCGGGAAGGGCGGCGGGGCACGGAGCCGGGCGCUCGGGGGCUUGGGGGCCGAGGCGCUGUGAAAGUGCGGCGGCUUGGGGUCGGCGAGCGGCAGCGCGGCGCGUCGGGGCCGGCGAGCAAGGCGGCGGGCAUGGAGGGCGCCGGGAAAGGCCGGCCGUGGCGGAGAGGGACGGCGAGCGGGAGCCGGAGCGGCGGCGGCGGCCAGAGGCGAGUGGUGCUGUGGCUCGUGUGCGUUUGCGUGUGGGAGAGCGGGGCCGAAACGCUGCGCUAUUCCGUGUGGGAGGAAAUGGCGAGGGACUCGUGGGUGGGCAACGUCGCCCGGGACCUGGGGCUUUCUCCGAGCCAGCUGGCGGCUCGCAAGGCGCGCGUGGUGUCCGAGGGGAGCGAGCAGCAUUUCCGCCUCGAUCCGCACAGCGGCGUCCUGACGGUCACGGAGACGCUGGACCGAGAGCGGAUCUGUCCGCACAGCGAGAGCUGCGCGCUCUUCUUUAAGCUGUUCUUUGAGAACCCGGUGCAGCUGAUCCGCGGGGAGGUGGAGCUUCGCGACGUGAACGACAACUCCCCCGUGUUCCCGCAGAAGGAGGUGGUUCUGGAGAUACCCGAAACGGCAUCUCUUGGGUCUCGUUUCCCAUUAGAAGCACCGCAGGAUAUGGACGUGGGCAUUAACGGUUUGCAGAAUUACAGUCUAUCCCCGAACUCGCAUUUCUCUCUCGCUCUCGAAAAAGGAGAAGAUGGAGACAGAUACGCGGAACUCGUCCUUGAGAGACCAUUGGAUCGCGAGGAGCAGCGGGAGCUGCAUUUGGUGCUCACGGCCACGGACGGGGGCUCGCCGCCCAGGUCGGGCACGGCUGAGGUGCGGGUGGUGGUGUUGGAUGCCAACGACAACAUGCCAGUGUUUUCGCGGGAGGUGUACGAGGUGCGCGUGGCCGAGAACAGCCCCCCGGGGCAGCUGGUGGUGCGGGUGUCGGCCGCGGAUCCCGACGAAGGAACCAACGGCAAAGUGCGGUACGAAUUCACCUCGGAGAAGUCCAACCAGUUUUUUGAUUUGGACGCUGAUACAGGGGAGAUCCGGGUAUCGAGAAACCUGGAUUUUGAAGAAGCAAAUACUCACAAGCUGGUGGUGAGAGCCACGGACGGCGGCGGUCUGUCUGCGCACUGCAAAGUGCACGUGGAGGUGCUGGACGAGAACGACAACGCGCCGGAGAUCGAGCUGAGCUCGGUGAGCGCGUCCAUCCCCGAGGACGCCCCGCCGCGCACCGUGGUGGCCCUGCUGAGCGUGCGGGACCGCGACUCCGGCGACAACGGGCGGACGGAGUGCGCCGUCGAGGGCGACGUGCCGUUCAGCCUGACGGCCGCGUUCGCCGACCACUACGAGCUGCGCACCAGCGCGGCCCUGGACAGGGAGACGGCGGCCGAGUACAACGUGAGCAUCGUGGCGACGGACCGGGGCCGGGCGCGGCUGAGCGCUCGCGAGAGCGUGCGGGUGCGGGUCGGCGACGUGAACGACAACGCGCCUCGCUUCACGCAGGCGGCGUACAGCAUGUGGGUGAGCGAGAACGAGGCGGGCGCGGUGCGGAUCGGCAGCGUGAAGGCGACGGACGCGGACGCGGGCGCGAACGGGCGCGUGAGGUACGCGCUGGUGCGGGAGGAGGGCGAGGAGCGGCCCGCCGUGUCGGUGGACGCCGAGAGCGGGGCCGUGUCCGUGGUGCGGCCGCUGGACUACGAGCAGGUGCGCGCCGUGGAGGUGACGGUGGUCGCCGCCGACGGGGGCUCGCCGCCGCGGAGCGCCACGGCGCUGGUGCGGGUGCUGGUGCGGGACGAGAACGACAACGCGCCCGUGGUGCUGCACCCGCCGGCCGACGGCGGCGCGGCGCUGGGCGAGCUGGUGCCGCGGCGGGCGCGGGCGGGCUACCUGGUGGCCAAGGUGGUGGCGGUGGACGCGGACGCGGGGCAGAACGCGUGGCUGUGCUACGAGCUGGCCAAGGCGACGGAGCCGGGGCUGUUCCGCGUGGGGCUGCACAGCGGCGAGGUGCGCACGGCGCGGGCCGUGGGCGAGCGCGACGCGGCCCGGCACAGGCUGGUGGUGCUGGUGCGGGACCGCGGGCAGCCGCCGCGCUCCGCCAGCGCCACGCUGGCCGUCGCCCUGGCCGACGGCUUCUCCGAAGGCCGCCUGCGGGCGAGCGAAGAGGCGCCGGCCGCCGAGCCCGACGGCCGCCUCACCCUGUACCUCAGCGUCUGCUUGGCCUGCGUGUCCGCGCUCUUCGUGGCCGGCGCGGCGGCCGCCGUGGCCGCCCACGUGCGGCGGGCCCGGCGGGGCGAGCCGGGGACCUUGCCCGCCUUCCCGCGCUCCGCCGCCGACAGCGGCGCCGGCUCCCUGCCCCGCAGCUACGUCUACGACGUCCGCCUCGCCGCCGGCACCGUCGACAGCGAGUUCCGCUUCCUCGGGCCGCUCUUGCCCUGCUUCCCCGCCGGGCUGCCGCACGGCGCGGCCGAGCGGCGGAGCUCGCUGUGCUCGGCCGGCCUCGGCCAAGAAGAAGGCGACUGGGCCGUGCAGGGCCAAUCUCCUUUCUCUGAAGACACAGCUCCCAGGCCAGUAGAAGAGAACGCUUCUUUGGGUCAGAGUCCUUGGCUCACCCAUCAGUAAUCGAGGAGAAAGAAAAUCAUCUCAGUCUUCAUGGGUUAGCGUUCUCACUGGGAAAGGAGAGCAUCAAAAGUAUUCCAGGGAGGUUCAAGAGUUCUCUGGUUUAGUGCAAGGACACUCUCCCGUUAACUUCUACUUUAUUCAGGAGGACUGUGUUGCAUGCUGGUUACAUUAGGAUUUCAUGUCUUAUUGGCACAUCUCUAUUGCUCUUGAAUCUAAGAAAAAGAAGUUCGUCUUCAAGGUAACUUUAUACUACAUCAGCUUUCUUGUAUGCUUUGUUGUUGUCAAGUGAAUCCUGUAAAAUGAUUAAAUUUUCUGUAAUCUACUCAAUAGCAUAUACAGCCAUUAGCCAAAAAUUAAAUGAUGCUUGUAAGGGAAUUCUUUAGUAACAAGCAGAAUGUCCUACACUGGAAAUAACUGACAUUGGCAUACGGUAUAUUCUACCAUACGUUUUCAAAUUCUCCAAGCUGCAAAGUGUGGUCUUUGAAUGCUGUGUUCUUGUGUUUGUUUUAUUUUAUUUUAUUUUAUUUUUUCAUUCACAAUAAGAAGCUGCAAUAAAUGGUUAUUGAGCAUUAUUGAGUAUAAAUUGGUGGAUAAGAAAUUGCUUGGAAGGUCGCAGCCAAAGAGUUGUUGCAAGUGGUUUUACUUCCGGGGGAGGCCAGUGAGGGGAAGUGUCCCCACAUGUCUGUCUGGGGACUGAUACUCCUUGAUGUCUUUAUCAUUGACACAGAUGGUGGGAUUGAGUGCAUCCUCAGCAAGUUUGACACCAAGCUGAGUGGUGUAACUGAUACAACAGAAGGAAUGGAUGUCAUCUGAAGAGACCUUGACAAACUCAAAUGUGGGCCCGUAUAACCUUCAUCAGGUUCAACUCAAGCAAAUGCAAGGUGUUGCACUUGGGUUGGGACAAUCCCAGAUAUGUAUACUGAGAGACUGAGAGAAGAACUCCUUUAGAGUAGCACUGCCAAGAAGGACUUAAGGGGUCCUGGUGGAUGGUAUACAUAACUUGAGCCACCAGUGCACACCUACAGCCCAGAAGGCUGAUGGUAUCCUGGGCUGCAUCAACAGAGGAGCUGCCAGCACAGUGAGGGAAAUGGCCAUUCCUCUUGGCUCUGCCCUUGUGAGGCCCUAUCUGGCACUCUGAUCUGGGGCCCAGCACAGCACAGCAAAGAUGUGGAGCUUUUGGAGAGAGUCCAGAGGAGAUCCACCAGGAUGGUCAGAGAGCUGGAGCACCUCUCUCCCACAAAGAGAGGCUGAGAACUUCUUUGGUUAGGGGAAGAGUAGUUUCCAGUAUUUAAAGGGAGAUAAUACAGAAAGAGAAAUCAACCCUUUACACAGGAAGAUAGUGAUAGAACAAGAGGGAAUGGUUUUAGACUGAAGAAGGGGAGAUUUAGAUGAGAUGUCAGGGGGAAGCUUUUCACUGAGAGAGCAGGGAGGUGCUGGCACAGGCUGCCCAGAGAGGUUGUGGAUACCCCCAUCCCUGGGGGCGGUCAAGGCCAGGCUUGGGGCCCUGGGCAAUCUGAUCUAGUGCUUGAUCUGACGGUUGGCAACUCUGCCCAGCUGUGGGGUUGGAACUACAUGAUCUUUGUGGUCCCUUCCAACCCAAGCCAUGCUGUGAAAAAUCAGAGAAUUAAAGAUACUAUUUGUGGGUGUUUUUUUGUGGUUUUUGUUUGUUUGUUUGUUUGUUUUUUACCAUACAAUGGGCUGAGACCUUUACAAAAAUUUAAGGAGCUGUAGAAUAUAGGAAGUCAAGGAGCAUUCUGUUCCCCUUUUAUCAAAUGGCUUUGAAAUAUAAAUUUAUGUGAUCUUUCAUGUUACACGUUUUCAAGAGUGAAAUACCUAAUUAAAAAGUAGUAAAAGCUACUUGGAAAUCCCUCAGGUGAGUGUUUUGACUUCUCAUAGUCAUCACCAAGGAAAUGUUGCCGGAGGAGAUAAAUUGGAGCAUUUGGAGUGGAUUUUAUUCAGGGAAAAUCGAAGGACCUUGGUGGGAGACUUCGCAGGAGGCAGGAGAAGGCUUGUUUAAAUUGUGCUGAGAUUGGAGAGACAAGAGAGAUGCCGCCCUGAACCCCUUUGUGAGAGCUUCUGGCCUGACAGAUGGUGAACCAGGGGAGCAACCUCAGUCUAUUUCAGAAACCUGCUCUUCUCGGGGCUGCAAGAAUGCUGUCGACUCAGAGCUGCAAAAAGUUUAGCUGGGGGUAGACAGGAGUUGGACUUGAUGUUUCUUAUGGGUUCCUUCCAACUCAGGAUAUUCUAUGGUUCUAUGAAAUGGAGAUGAAGAAGAGUGUGGAAUCACUCUUAGAAAGAUGGUGGCUGUGAUCCUGCUGCUCUGCUUUCAGAGGGGGGAGCAGACACCUCUGGUACUCUGUACCCAGAAAAGCAGAGAGAAGUUCCUUUGUGGUGAAUACUUCCAGCUGAGCCUGCAUGCUGCCAUCCUAGGGCAGAUUGAUUGGGUGGAGCUGUGUGGGCAGACCAAGCCCUGCCUGGUGCAUUUCGAGGUGCUGCUGGAGGGUUCACUGCUGUCCUUCCAAGCUGAGAUAAGCCUCACACAAAUUAAUGAUCACGCUCCCGUGUUCUUAAACGAAGAAGUUUAAAAAAAUCCAGAAAUUGGCAAUGUUGGAAGACUCAAAUUUUUUCUGGAAAGUUCUCAGGAUCCAGAUGCAGGAAAAACAAGUGUUCAGCAUUACAGCAUCAGCUUGAACCACUGUUUCCACAUCUACACCUGCAGGCGGAGUAACGGCAGAAGACACAGUGAGCUGGUGUUGGACAGAGCUCUGGAUCAGGAAGAGCAGAAGUGGUUUUCAGCAUCAUGGCUGUGGAUGGUGGGUAUCCACCAUGCUCUGGCACAGCCUUAAUCCACAUGGUAGUUCUGGAUAUAAAUGACAACAUUCCAGCAUUUACCCAGACCUCUAUGAAGUCCAAAUAUUUGAAAAUAGCUCCUAGGAUACCCUAGUGCUGAUGUCAGCUGAAGGUUUAGACUCAAGAAUGGAUGAAGAAACAGCCAAUAGUACAAAAUUCAGAGGGUAAUUGUUUUAAUGUUUGAAGUAAAUACAGAGAUGAGGCAGAUUAGACCCCAAAUGCCAUUGGAUUAUGAAGAAACGAAGACACGUGAGAUACACAUCCAGGCCGCUGACUGUCCAUACACUGCAAGGUAGAGGUGUGGGUGGAGGAUGUGGAUGACAGUGUCCCUAGGUGGCAAUAACCUUCCACACCAACACCCUCUCCAAGUUUACUCUGCUGAACACAGUGGUGGUGUUCUUCAGCAUGCAGGACCAGGACUUGGGGCACAAUGGCAGGACAAGAUGUGAACUGCUGGAUGAGCAUUUCAGCACUUCAGCAUUUCACUGCUGGCCAGUGAAGCAUAUGUGCUGGUGACAUUGGAAGCACUGGACCAGGAGGAGGUGUCAAAGUACAACAUGACAGUGUGGGCCAGCCACAUGGCUUCUCCCACACUCCCAGCAUUGAAGAUACUGCUGUUGUGGCUCUUGGACAUUAAUGACAACGUGUACACUUUCUCUCAGACUGUUUACACCAUAGUGUUAAGCAAAGACAAUCCUGUGGGGAAGAUCCUGGACUAUCUUAAUGCUAUGGACAGGAGCAUGGUUGAGAACACCCAUGUGAAGUACAUACUGGAGACAAAACCACCAGCAGCCACUGAUGUGAACACUUCCUGUGGGUGGAUGCCAAGAGUGGCACUGCAUGAAAGUUGUGUCCUCUGGACUAUGAGGAGGCAUGCACCUCUGAAGUGACCAUACGUGCUUCUGACAGGGGCUUGCCACUACUGAGCAUCUCAGUGCUGCAGUGCUUGAUGGAGUGGAACAAGAAUGACAACGUGGCCACUCUGCUGCAACCAUUGCCUGACAGCAGUGCAGUGAUGGGCAAUCGUGAGCUGUGGCAGGUGUGGGUGGGCUACCUGGUGUCCAAGAUGGUGGUGGUGGACAAGGAUACACAGCAGAAUGCAUGGCUGUUCUAUGAACUGUUCUUCCUCCACUCCAUCAAUGCUGUUUCGGGAUCCAAGCUCUUCAAGGAUCACCUUUGCCUAAGGCUUCAAUGCUCUGCUACUUUUAACCUGUUGGCAAAUUCAUUAGUGGAUGGAUGGCAUGGAUCCAUUAGUCCAUGGAUCGUAUGGACCUCUGUGGCCACACUAUGAAGUGUGUUUGAUAAGUGAUUUAAGGCAGAGAUUCCUGUGACCCAUCCUCCCAAGCACAUCAAGCAUAUGGAGCCUGCAGUAUGUGGGGCAGAUGGAAGCCUGGAGUGGGAGAAGAGCAGAUCCUGAUGUUCUGGC